This is a messenger RNA of Dibothriocephalus latus, 885 nucleotides long. The record is from the annotation of a GenBank genome assembly. NCBI's taxonomy places the organism in Eukaryota, Metazoa, Platyhelminthes, Cestoda, Diphyllobothriidea, Diphyllobothriidae.
AUGCCCGCAACCUCAAUUGCCCCCUGGAUCAUUACCAUCAGUUUCUUCUCUCCUUGCAGGGAAAAUAUAUAUUUUAUUCAGGAGAUGAGCAAGGCUUUCAGCAUCGACCGCUUGCUUGAUAGCCCUGAGCGGAAGAUCGCACAGUCCUUACCCUUCUCGCAAACACUUCUCACCAGCUCUCCGAUAGAAGCCCAGAGGAGUCCGACUGAUGGGGCUCCCAGCAUCAAAUCCGAAAUCCCUAGUAUAGGCGGAAGCAGCAGUAGCAGUCCGCCAGCAAACGAUGCAAUGUGUUGCCUACCACUAGAGGGCGCAUCCCCUCCGCUCAUUUCAGUAUCCCCAUUGGCUUAUCUACACUACCUUCGCUUCUUGAGCGCUCAGCUAGGGGAUAUGGCACCAACCAUGGGGGUCUUCAACGAACUUUUCACGCACGGUGGUGACGCCACCGAGCAGCCUAAAAGUCUGCCGUUGGAAGUCCUCGCGAAACCAGCCGUGGUGGACUACACUAGUCACCACCACCACGGGCUUACCUCGCCUCUUCCUCACUCGCUUUCCUCCACAGAAGACGCGUACUCCGAGAAGUGUUCAGUUCUCCAGGCACCCAAAAUGGACAUAGGUGAUUUUCUCUCGAGGGGCGAUCAGGCUUCCCAAGACGGCAGUGUGGACGAUCCGACGGACUUUUACGUGCGUUGCAACCGUCCCCGGCGUUCGAGAACCACCUUCACCACCCUGCAGCUACAUGUGCUUGAGGCAGCAUUCAGUAUCAACCAUUAUCCCGAUGUGACUAUGCGGGAUCAGUUGGCCAGCCAAUUAAAACUCUCCGAUGGCCGCGUCCAACUCCACGCCUAUCGGUUAUUUUGCCUGAUUCAUCGCAGACCAGGGGCCUAA